UUGAUUGGAAGGGGAAAAAAAAUCCAGUUAAUUGUCCAUUCCCUUACCUAGUAACUUCUAUUCCAGAAUUCUCCUUUUCAUGCUCUUAAUACUAUUUCCAUCAGCCAUCGAUCUAACAAACACACGCAAUUAAAAGAAUCAAUUAUGCAAGCCCCAGUAGCACCAAAAGCCAGACUAGAAUUCUUAAACACUAGACCACCACCCAAUUAUGUUGCCGGAUUAGGUCGUGGGGCCACCGGCUUCACGACCAGGUCUGAUAUUGGGCCUGCCCGUGCCGCGCCCGAUUUACCCGACCGGUCUGCGGCCGCGGUUGGGGCUCCAGGCCAGUCGGGUGUAGGGCGAGGCCGUGGGAAGGGACCGGGUGAGGAAGAAGAAGAGGAGGAAGCCGAGGAUAAGGGAUAUGAUGAAAACCAAAAGUUUGAUGAGUUUGAAGGGAAUGAUGUGGGGUUGUUUGCUUCUGCGGAAUACGAUGAGGAAGAUAAGGAGGCGGAUGCUGUUUGGGAACAGAUUGAUAAGACGAUGGAUUCGAGACGGAAAGAUAGGAGGGAGGCUAGGUUGAAGGAAGAGAUUGAAAAGUAUCGGGCUUCUAAUCCGAAAAUUACUGAGCAAUUUGCUGAUUUGAAAAGGAAGUUGGUUACUUUGUCCGCGGCUGAAUGGGACAGUAUUCCGGAAAUUGGGGAUUACUCUGCUAGGAAUAAGAAGAGGAGGUUUGAGAGUUAUGUGCCGGUUCCAGAUACUUUGCUUGAGAAAGCUAGGCAAGAGAAAGAGCAUGUGACUGCUUUGGAUCCGAAAAGUAGGGCUGUAGGUGGAACAGAAACGCCUUAUUCUCAAACGCCGGAUUUGACUGCGGUUGGUGAGGGUAGAGGGACGGUUUUGUCUUUGAAAUUGGAUAGGUUGUCUGAUUCUGUGUCGGGUUUGACGGUGGUUGAUCCAAAAGGUUAUUUGACUGAUUUGAAAAGUAUGAAGAUUACUAGUGAUGCUGAGAUAUCUGAUAUUAAGAAAGCUAGGUUGUUGUUGAAGUCAGUGAUUCAGACCAACCCGAAACAUCCUCCUGGUUGGAUUGCAGCCGCGAGAUUGGAGGAAGUUGCUGGUAAGAUUCAGACUGCUAGACAGCUUAUUAAGAAAGGUUGUGAGGAAUGUCCGAAAAGUGAGGAUGUGUGGAUUGAGGCUUGUCGGUUAGCGAAUCCGGAAGAGGCUAAGGCUGUAAUAGCUAGGGGUGUUAAAGCGAAUCCUAAUUCUGUAAAACUUUGGAUGCAAGCUGCAAAGUUGGAACAUGACGACGCGAGUAAAAGUAAAGUCUUGAGAAAAGGUCUUGAAAACAUUCCAGAUUCCGUGAGGCUAUGGAAGGCGGUUGUGGAGCUUGCUAAUGAAGAAGAUGCAAGGCUUUUGCUUCAGAGAGCGGUGGAGUGUUGCCCGUUGCAUGUUGAAUUGUGGCUUGCUUUAGCUCGGUUAGAGAAGUAUGAUGCAGCCAAGAAGGUGCUAAAUAAGGCACGAGAAAAGCUUCCGAAAGAACCUGCAAUUUGGAUCACUGCAGCCAAAUUGGAAGAAGCUAAUGGGAACACGGCCAUGGUUGGUAAGAUAAUAGAGAGGGGUAUUCGGGCUUUACAAAGAGAAGGUGUGCAAAUUGACAGGGAAGCAUGGAUGAAAGAAGCUGAAGCUGCUGAACGGGCUUCCUCGAUAGCAACGUGUAAUGCAAUUAUUAGCAAUACCAUUGGGAUUGGGGUGGAAGAAGAAGAUCGUAAGGCAACUUGGGUUGCUGAUGCAGAGGAAUGCAAGAAACGGGGUUCAAUUGAAACUGCUAGAGCAAUCUUCAGUCAUGCAAUUUCUGCGUUUUUAACAAAGAAAAGCAUAUGGCUUAAAGCAGCCCAGCUCGAAAAAGCUCAUGGAACGAGGGAUUCUCUUGACACUCUUCUUCGUAAAGCUGUUAAGUAUGUACCACAGGCUGAGGUAUUAUGGUUAAUGGGUGCUAAAGAAAAGUGGCUUGCUGGGGAUGUGCAUGCUGCAAGGGAAAUUCUCCAAGAGGCAUAUCGAGCUAUUCCUAAUUCUGAGGAGAUUUGGCUCGCUGCAUUCAAGCUUGAAUUUGAGAACAACGAGCCUGAAAGGGCCAGAAUGCUUCUUGCUAAAGCACGUGAAAAGGAAGGAGGAACAGAGAGAGUGUGGAUGAAAUCUGCUAUUGUUGAGAGAGAACUUGGGAACACUGUAGAAGAAAGAAGGCUGCUUGAUGAAGGACUGAGACUAUUCCCUUCGUUUUUCAAGUUAUGGUUAAUGCUUGGUCAGCUCGAGGAAAGACUAGAUCGUUUACCACAAGCAAAAGAGGCAUAUGAGCUGGGUUUGAAACAUUGUCCGAAUUCAACUCCCCUUUGGCUCUCACUUGCAACUCUCGAGGAAAGAAUGAGUGGACUGAGUAAAGUACGAGCAGUGCUUACAAUGGCUAGAAAAAGGAACCCCCAUAACCCUGAACUUUGGCUGGCUGCUGUUCGAGCUGAGUCAAGACAUGGGAUUAAAAAGGAAGCUGAUAUUUUAAUGGCAAAAGCGUUACAAGAAUGCCCAAACAGUGGAAUAUUGUGGGCUGCUUCUAUUGAAAUGGCUCCAAGACCACAGAGGAAAACAAAGAGUGGUGAUGCUUUCAAGAAGUGUGAACAUGAUGCACACGUAAUUGCUGCUAUUGCCAAGUUAUUUUGGCAAGAGAGAAAGGUGGACAAAGCUCGGGCUUGGCUUAAUCGUGCGGUUACUUUGGCUCCAGAUGUUGGUGAUUUUUGGGCAUUGCUUUAUAAAUUUGAAUUGCAACACGGAACUGAGGAGCAGCAGAAGGAAGUCUUGAAGAAAUGUGUUGCUGCAGAACCAAAGCAUGGUGAGAAGUGGCAGCCCAUAUCAAAGUCAAUAGAAAACUCUCAUCAACCCGUGGAAGCCAUCUUGAAGAAGUUAGUUGUGACUCUUGGCAAGGAAGAGAAAGCUCCAGAAGAGAAUAAACAUUAAAAACUUCUAGACUUCGUUUUUACAUCUCCAGGAAAUAUGUAGGCUUCUGAUGAGCUGCAAGGUCAUGUUAGUUUCCCCUGUAAAAGUAUUUUGAGUUUCAUGGAACAUAAGCUCUCAAUCAUGAUUGAUCUAAGGUAAGCUUUGUUGUUAAUUGUUCCUGACUCAACUAUUUUUUGUACUUAUUUAUAGCAACUUAGCAAGUCCAGCCAUAAGUGUAUCCGUUAUGCUUUGGGUUGCCUGAUAUUUCUGGUUACUUGGUUCACUUCAAACACUUCGGAAUUUUAGUUGCAUAUGUCAUGUUGGCAUCACUGCAACAACUAUAAGUUUCCCUGACUUUUUUAACAUUUGCUUGGACCAACUGGGUUUAAUAAAGUAUCAUUAUCUUAAGA
Molecule: messenger RNA, 3365 nt
Organism: Erigeron canadensis
Lineage: Eukaryota; Viridiplantae; Streptophyta; Magnoliopsida; Asterales; Asteraceae
Product: protein STABILIZED1
Exons: 3
Coding region: 145-2976 (943 amino acids)
Biological process (GO): mRNA splicing, via spliceosome; positive regulation of miRNA metabolic process; spliceosomal tri-snRNP complex assembly
Cellular component (GO): U4/U6 x U5 tri-snRNP complex; catalytic step 2 spliceosome
Molecular function (GO): protein binding
Source: RefSeq, a predicted model, not a curated record